Colius striatus (speckled mousebird) is the source of this 1941-nucleotide messenger RNA. Its product is annotated as histone lysine demethylase PHF8-like. The record is from RefSeq and is a predicted model, not a curated record. Gene Ontology annotation, molecular function: histone demethylase activity; transcription coregulator activity. The transcript has 11 exons. NCBI's taxonomy places the organism in Eukaryota, Metazoa, Chordata, Aves, Coliiformes, Coliidae. Gene Ontology annotation, biological process: protein demethylation; regulation of transcription by RNA polymerase II. Bases 294 to 1910 code for a protein of 538 amino acids.
CCGGGCGCAGGUGCUGGGGCAGCACGAACACGAGAUCCCCGAGAGCGUGAGGCCGGGGCAGCUGCUCAGGGAGCUGGGCAAGGAGAUCAGGCUGGCGGAGGAGCUGUUCCAGCAGAGCGCUGCCAAGUCGGGGUCCCCCUUUGGCCCCCCCCCGGGGGGUUCCCCCUCCCCUCCCCCCAAAAGACCCCCCCCCAAAAAAGGGGGGACCCCGGAAGCCGCCCCCCACCCCCCACCCCCCUGUGGACGGGGGGACCCCGAAAUCCCCCCUGGCCCCCCCGGAGGAGGAUGAAGAGAUGGAUCCCCCCAGUUCCAGCCCAGAGGAGACGGACCCCGACUCAGAGGGAGACCCCCAGAUCCUGCUGCCCAACGGGGGGGCUCGCCGCCCGGGACCCCGCUGGGGGUGUCGCCCCCCCCCCGUCCCCCCCCCCCGGACGUGGACUCCGAGGACGACGAUUUGCAGAUCGAUGAGACCCCCCCCCCGGCGCGGCCCCCCCCGGCCCCUGCCCCGGCUCCCCCGGAAGCUGCCCCGAGCCAAACCCUGCUCAGACCCCAACCGCGUGCGGGAGCCGGGGGAGGUCGACUUCGACAUCGAGGAGGAUUACAGCACUGAGGAAGAGGAGGGGGCCGGCAGCGCCGCCGGGCUGCUGGACCUGCUGAAGGCCAGUCGGCAAGUGGGGGGGGCCGAGUCCCCCCAGCUCAGCGAGGCCCCGGCGUCCCCCAGCACCCGUGAGGCCAUCCAGGGCAUGCUGUGCAUGGCCAACCUGCCUGCAGGCUCCCCCCUCAGCCCCCCCAGCUGCUGGGGAGGGGGCUCGGGGGCUGAAAGGGGGGCAGCUGCCCUGGGGGUCCCCCAGGAUUGUCGGGGGGGGCCCGAAGAGCCCCCCCAGCCCCCCCACAGCACCGACAGCGAGGACGAGGCCAGCCUGGACGAGCAGGACACGCUGGGGGCUUGCUUCAAGGAUGCUGAAUACAUUUAUCCCUCCCUGGAGUCAGACGAGGACGACCCGGCCCUGAAAUCGCUCCCCAAAAAGAAGAAGGUGACGGAUGAUGCGCCCUGGAGCCCCAAAGCGCGGGUGACGCCGUCGCUGCCGCGGCAGAGCCGGCCCGUGCGCGAGGGCACGCGCGUGGCGUCGGUGGAGACCGGGCUGGCGGCUGCCGCUGCCAAGCUGGCCCAGCAGGAGCACCGCAAGCUGCAGCGCAGGAAGGGUCCAGCCAAGCGCCGCCCCCCCUCACCCCCCAGCCCCGAGGAAGAGGAGGAGGAGGAGGAGGACGAGGAGGAAGAGGAGGACGAGGCCGCCCCCCCCCCGCCUCCCCCCGUUCCCGAAGCAGCCCCCGACCCCGAGCCGCCUGCUGGGGGGGGGGUCGGGGAGGCGGAACCUGACCCCCCAGCGCCCCCCAGACCCCCCGUACCCCCCCAGCCUGGCGGAUCACGAGUACACGGCUCGGCCCGGCGCUGGGGGAGGGGCUGCGGGGGGCGGCGCCCUGUUCGGGGUGGCUCAGCCGGGCCGGGCGCCCACCCCCCAUGGCCCCGGGGGUCUUCCUCAGCCAGCGCAGGACGGUGCCCGCGGCGCCCACGGCCACGCAGGGGAAACGGCCCAAGAAGGGUCUGGCCACGGCCAAGCAGCGCCUGGGGCGCAUCCUCAAGAUCCACCGCAACGGGAAGCUGUUGCUUUAAGAGGGGGGCGUGGCCACUGAGGGGAGGAGCCAUCCCAUUGGCUGGAGCGUGUGCGGGGGCGGGGCUUUCCCCGCGGGCUGGCAGCGGGGGGCCGCUGAUUGGAGGAGGAGGGGAGCGGAGCUUUGUGAUUGGUCCGUUCUCCCCUCGCUCCCUCCCCCGGUCAGAGGCGCCUUCGGGGGGGGGGGGGCGGGUUUGGAGGCCGCGGCCCCGCCCCCGUGUUUUGUAUUUGUUAGAAUAAUUAAAAACCCGAAAAAACCCCAGAACUGAAA